Messenger RNA from Caenorhabditis sp. 36 PRJEB53466, 12885 nucleotides. NCBI's taxonomy places the organism in Eukaryota, Metazoa, Nematoda, Chromadorea, Rhabditida, Rhabditidae. The record is from the annotation of a GenBank genome assembly.
AUGCCGGGUUCGUUGAGCAAAUUGGGUGGGAUGGCGAGCGGAGCACUGCUCGCGUGCUCCCGAGCCGGAGCACUCUCGAAUCAGGCCAGAGGAAUUGUGCACAAGAGUCUGCUCAGGUGAGAAAAUGCAAAAAGAUCCGAUGUUUCUGCUCAUUUUUGUCUUCCAUCUAUUGUUAGAAAAAAGGCUAUAAUUGUAGACUUUCGUCGGAGCACCCGGAGCCGUGGGACUACAAACGGCAGGGAUUCAACUACAUUGACGGCCUGAAAGACGACACGCAGGCGCAUUUGCACCAGAACUCGAAGCUGAUCGUCGUCGAGGGAAACAUUGGAUCCGGCAAGACGACGUUGGCGAAGCAAUUGGCCGAUCAGCUCGGAUUCGUGCAUUUCCCCGAAUUCCGAAUGGACGACAUUCUCGUCGAUCGGUACGGAAACGACCUGAGAAACUAUUAUCAUUUGGUGAGUCCGAGUCGCAACUCUCCGAAAUGAUGCAUGAAAACGGAACAGCGAGCAGUUAGAGUUGUGGCUGUGGCCUAGAAAACUCCUAAGCCAUGGGAUCGGAACAAAUUUAGGGAGGGGAAAUGGUAUUUGUGAGAAAUUAUAUUGUGGAAUGGUGUGAGGAUAAGAAGUGCCCGUCAAUGGAGUAUCGCGUUCAAAUUUGAUUGGCUUAGACGGUCACAUUAUUUUUACUGAUUAAAGUAGAGCUUUCAGAAUUUGUUUGCAUUUCAAUAGGGCAGUUUUGGUGUCAGAUACCGAUGACCUUGACAGAAUCUUUCGAUUUGCCUUCGAUGCCCCAUGAACACACAUUUUGCCUCUCAAAGAUUAUGUAUUUUGUUGCAGUUCCCCGCCCGCUACCGUCUUCCGGACAUUUCGUCGUUCUACAAAAAUCCGAAGGGAGAAUUGUCGGCGGCGAUGCAGGAUCGCAUCUUCAACUCGCGAUUCGAUCAAUAUUUGAACGCCCUCGCCCAUAUUCUCAAUACUGGUAAUUUUUGUAGUUUCUUUCCAGAGACUUCCCACUUUUUCACCGUCUUCCAGGCCAAGGAGUGGUGCUCGAGCGUGCGCCGCACUCGGAUUUCGUCUUUGCCAACGCGAUGAGAGAGAAGAGCUACAUUGGACACGAAUGUACGUUUUUCUGAAUAAUUUUAUUUUAAAAAAAACUCGAGCUUUUUCCCUCAUUUUCAUUGUAAUUAUCGAUGUUUCUUGGCAGACUUCAAGCACUACUACUAUGUGCGCAAACAAGCCAUUCCGCAAUUGCACUUCUGGCCCCAUUUGGUCGUUUAUUUGAACACGCCGACGAGCAAAUGUCUGGAGAACAUCAAGCGACGCGGAAAUGUUGGUUUUGAAAAAAACUGAAUAAAAAUUACUUUUUAAUUGCAGACCGACGAGAUCGCCGUCGUCGACGAGCGUUACCUGAAAACGAUUGAGGAGUCGUACAAGGAUUCGCUGCGCGAGUACCGUAAUCACUCGAAAAUUCUGGCGUACGACUGGUCGAAGCCCGGAGACACCGACGCCGUCGUUGAGGUGAAAAAGCUGGAAAAAAAAACUGGAAUUCGCGCCAAUUUUUUGGCUGUUUUUAUGAUUAUUAAAGCGCUUGCAAUUGGCCGACCCUUGGCCUGAACUUUUGAACCACUUACAAUGAUCCGAUCGGGCCCAAACUUGGAAGGCUUCUUGGACUUGGAUGGAAGUACAUUGGGAAAAAUUUUCAGUCCGAUCGGAUCUUCCGGUCCCGAGAUAUGUGGAUCACAGGCAAAACUCUUUCUUCAACCACUAUAUCCCAGAACCAGGUGAUCCGAUCGGUCUGAAAUUUGGUCCCAAUGUACUCCAAUCCAAGUCCAAGAAGCCAAUUUGCCAGCCCUAGUAAAUUGUAAUUUUCUCCGAUUUUUUUUAGGAUAUCGAACGGCUGGACCUGGAUUUCUUCGAGUGGCACAGCGGAGACGUUCUCGAAGAGUGGAACACGAUCGUCGAUGCGAUCGGAUGGAACGGAUGGCGACAAUAGUACGGCAACGAACAAUAUAUUUAUUGAGAAAAAUUUAGAAAUACUCGAACAUUUUGCAGUGUUACCAACAAAUACGACGCCCGAAUGCUCGCUUUUGACGGAAUUCCAAAGCACGAGGCGCGUUUCGAUUUCCAUUCAGCUACAACAUUAACAAGUUGCAGGUCGGAGAGCUGUACGUGAAUCCGCGCGACACGGGUCACUUCCUGCACGUAAUGCGCAAAGAGGUGCUCAAAUCGCCAUACGGAUACGGUUACAUUGCCAAAAACGGCGACCAUCCGGACGGACUGACCGCCUGGCACACCGGACACCACCUUCCCGAGCCGUGGUACGUCUUUUUCGCAUUUGCAAGUGAAAAAGGAAACUGCUUUGCACUUUUGAGCGCAAAAGGAACAGUGCAAUUCAGGCAGACACUUUCUGAAAAAUGUAGAAAAUGUUGCAGGUACGAGUACUACUACCGGGAGGCGUAUUACGACGAUCUGACGUCUCACGAGACGUCGCUGGAUUUGGAUUCCGACUCGUACGAUCCGGAUUAUGUACACCAUCACCACUAAAUCCCCCCCCCCCCUUUUCUCUGUGUGUCCGUCCGUUUUUCGUAUCUUUUUUUAGUAGAUUCCGUAGAGUUAUUGUCGAUUUUCAAUUCUUCAGACCUUUUCUGCUCGUUUCUUUGCCAUUUUUAACCUAUACACUUUUUAGGAGAAUACGAGAGAAAAAGACGAAAAUAAAGGGUUUUUCUAAUAGAUUUUGAGGAUUGUUUCUUGGAUUUUUCAUUGCGUCGCAGUGCGAUUUGACAAUAUAUUUUGGUUUCAAUUAAACUUUUCACAUUUAUCUAUUUGUACUUUUUCUGCCACGUGGCACUUUCGUUGUCUUGUGUCCUGUGACCCUAGUUAAUCGAUGGAAUCGUUUCGAAAGGACGCGGAUCCAACUCACAGACGAUGGCUACGUUCCCUAGAGACCAUGGUUGCCGGGAACAGAUCCUGUUUUAUCCUCAGAGCUUUAAAGACAGGUACCGUUGGAUCGAAGUUACUCCGAAAAGUCUGUUGCGGUCGUAAAACAUAGUAGUUGAUAGUUUAUUUAGAAAACAUUUGGAUUCCGAGUCAUGAACUAGUUUCCCAGAGCGACGUGACUUUGAGGGCCUAGAUCUGGCCCCAAAAGUGAUUUCUGACAACGGCCGCCACUGACUUUUGGGUGUAACUUUAAGCGUUCUAUCCAAUGAUGUGAAUAUCUCAUACGAUGGCCUCCUUUAAAGCUCUGGGGAUAGAACAGAAUCGGUUCAUAGCAACCAUGGUCUGGAGGGAACGAUCAGUUGUGAAAUGGAUCCGUGUCUGGGGUCAGAGGACACAAGGACAUGGAAGCGACCGACAACGAAUGCGACGUGGCACAGAAAAGUUGAAUGAACGUCGGAAAGUGGCCAUGACUUUUAAAAAUACAUUGUCUUCUCCUCCUCUUUCUCUCUCUCUCUUCUUUCACAGUUUCGCCGCUCGCGUCAUUUGUUGGCACGGCGCCAACCUCGUUUUUCCACUUUUUCCCCCCGCGCGAUCACAAGUUUUCCCCCACUCAAAACGAGAGAAAGAGAGUGUCUUUGCGUCUCUUUCACUUUCAAAUCUCUCGCUUUUCACUGGGAAACACCCCUCUUCAGUGGUCUUCCUGAAAUGAGAGAAAUUGGGCGCCACGCUCCCUUUUUUGUCCUUUUUUUUAGCCAGGAAAAUGGUCGUGGUCCUUGUUUUUUAUUUUAGCAAGUAUCGUAGACCUACAAAACUUUUUGACCUAUCAACGCAAAUCCGAUCUAUUCAUCGUUUCCUAGAAUUGGUUUUUGAGAAGUUCGCUCAUUUCAUUCUUCUUUUCCGUCAUUUUCGUCUCAAUUUCCGUGUACACAAUGCAAAAAUUAUCCGAAAUAGAGAAGAGUAAUCUUUUGAUCUCUUCUCAGAAUUCUACGAAGGUUUUUGAGCAUUAAAAAUGCAAAGAAGCAUGAAAUACUUUGGAAAUGACCCAAAUGUUCAUUGUUCGUGACGUUUCGGCCUAUUAUCGUCUUCAACGAGAAGAACAUUUCUCUGUUUGCUCUUUUUUUGGAAGAAAUACAAAGUUGAGCACUUUUGUAUAAUAUAUGUGAGUUGAAAGUUCACUGCCCACGCCCCUUUUGUUUUAAAAAUGUCGUCUAGUACAAAAUGGACAUAUUCUUCAAAAAGAAGUUCAAAGUGGGCGAUUUAUGUUCCCAAAGUCACACAUUUUCCGAAAAAGGCAAGGAGACCAGGAGAAGCUAGUCCCUCGGCCGUCAAAUUUUCGAAUUUCGUUUCGAAGGCCAACCAUAAAGACACAAAAAUGUCGUGCCGCACGGAAAAUCGAUUUUUUUUCGAAAGCGCACGACACUGACGACACCUUUAAAACAUCAGGUUCCGAGUACGGUCAUGCAUUCUUUGUAGGUGCCUUCUAUACAAGUACCUCCCCGGUAAUUUGUGAUCCUCGAAGACACGGCAAUGUUUUCCUCCUCCUCCUCCUCCUCCGUCUAUUUUCGUCGUGCUCAUUGAUCUCUUCCCAACGUUUUCAACGAAGAUUUUUUUUAGAAAUAAGCGAGAUACUAGGAAUUCAUCUCUGAGCCGAGAACGGGCACACACACACACACUUUUUUAAAACAUUUGAAAAACUGUGAAUUUUCAGUACACAUUAUGAAGACGCUAAUGAAAUGUUUUUGUUCGUUCUAGACUUUGAAAGUGUAUUUGUUUGCCUAGUGACACCAUUUUUAUUAUGAUUGCGUAAAGGGGUCUACACACUUUCAAUUACUCGCUUUACAGCUUCCAAUCGUUCCUUCUACACUUGUUUCUUACAGUUUUUCGCUUCAAAAUUGGUUUGUCCGAGUGUAGUGCAAAUUAACCGCUCUUCCGUAUAAUGCCGGAUUAUCGGACCGCCCGAAAGCUUUUUACAUGAGAGAUUAGAGCCUCGCAAAUCGCAAUUUCCCGCUCUUUUUCUUCGUCCGACCAAAAACUGUAGCCUGCAUUCGGAAAUGACUGAAAAUUAUCGCUUUCUUUCGGUGAUUCUAGAGAAAAUUAAAGAAAAAUAGGUCAGGCGUGAUUUUUUUUCUCGAUAAAAUCAUCAAGACGCCUAGACGAAAGAUGAAAUCUGAUCGGACUACAACGGUUAGAACACAAAGACACUUUUUAUUGGGUUUUGCUGAUCGGAGUCAGUUUUGCACAAAUGCUUCGCGUUUGAUUGCCGGAAAACAUUCACUAGAUUCUUUUCUUAUCGAAAAAAACGCCUGGAAAAUGUUUGUCGUGCAAAAAACGCGAAUCAUCGGUGAAGCAAACUGAAUCCGAUCAGAAAAGCGGCUCGCCCGCAACCAGACACUUUGAAACCGGGCAUUUCGCAACCCCAGAUGAUUCGCUACUUGCCGUUUCGCAACCGGCUCGGCUAGCGAUUGAAGUCUGGAAUUCCGGAAAAGUUUUGCAAGUCUCUUAAAUGCAGAUAUUUAAAACUGGAAAUCUCCCGCAAAAAACGGAAAUGCUAAUUGUCCUUUCUUCCAAUUCCGUCGCACUUCAAAGGGCCAUUUUCGGGCCGUCCAAGGCCGUUUCCCGCUCGUUUCUCCGCGUCUCCACUCUUGUGAAUACACAAAAGAAAGAAAGAGAGAGAGAGAGAGGAUUAGAGAGUGGAGAGACGCAGAGAGUGGUCUUUGGAACUCGCUUUCUCUCUCUCUCUCUCUCGCUUCUCUUUUUCCUCCCUUUUCCAAUUGUUCACGGCGAAAAAAAAUUUUUUUUUCGCAUGAUUCCGCCUUUUUUUGAGACCAUUGGACACGGAAAAUUGUUGCAAAAUCCCUGAUUUGUGUGCAAUCUUUUUCUAAAGAGUUCUGAUGUAUUUUAUCGAUUUUUUGGUGCUGAAUUUGCUUGUUCAGCUCACCGGAACAUUGGGGAGUGUCGCGAACAUUAUUUGUUUGUGAAGUGUCAAAAUUGCGCCUUGUCAGUAGUUUUAUGAUUUUUCUCGUACGAAUAACCCAAUAUUUUCAUUCUUCAAGUUGUCUUCUUCGAAUUUAACAUCUCUCUAUUUUGUCCGGCUCGUUUAUCGUUUACUCUUUCGAAUCAAUUUGAAUUCUAAAAAAUCGAUUUUUUUGCAGAUUUGAAAACGUAAAAAACCCAAAAAAAAAUUGACCCACAACGAAUGGGUUAGACGAUGGAGAAACCCAACUUUUUUCAGUCGUACAAUAAGGUGAAUUUUUGGGUGCAUUGCCACACUUCUUGUCCGAGUCACAGCUCUCAGAAAUGCCUGUAAACGGAACAGCGCGCAGUUAGAAUUGUGGCCGUGGCCUGGAAAGCUCCUAGGCCACGGCACAAUCCUCAGACGUUGUCCCAAGCAUUCACACGAAUUAACAGAUUGUCAAAGUGCAAGGGAAGAGCUUUCACACCUGAGUUUUCUAGGCCACCACUACUUUAACUGCGCGCCAUACCAUGCAUUUUUGAGAGUUGCGACUCGGACAGUGUAUGUGACAGACAAAAAAAAAAUACAAUUUCUAACAUUCCUCCAAGUCUCAGGUGAUCGGCGCCACUGGAGAGCAGCUGGCUCCGGGCGCAGUGCCCGCCCAUCCGGUCUUGGCGCCCGUCCUCGCGCCCGCAGCCGUCCCCUCCAUCUCGAAUGCGUCGAUUGCCGCCAAUCUGCUGCAGUUUCAGCAGAAUCCGCAAUUGGUCAACCUGCUCAAUAUUCACGCACUUCGAUCGGUUCGUUCUUCUCAAUUUUGUUUCAUUCCCAUGAAAAUCUGGAUUUCUAUUGGGAGGGGGGCCUGUCGACUUUUAACCCACUUGCAGUGAUCCGAUCGGGACCAAACAUUGCAGACUUGUCAGGAUUUGGUUGAAGUAUGUUGGUUCCAAGUUUCAGACCGAUCGGAUCAUCUGGUCCCGAGAUAUGUGCAUCGGAGGCCGAUAACGGCCUUUUCGCCUCUGAUCCACAUAUCUCGGGACCAAAGGAUCCGACCGGUCUCAAACUUGGACUCAAUGUACUUCAAUCCAAGUCCAAGAAGCGCGGUGGGUCAAAAGUCCAGGCCUCGAAAAGCCUGGGCCGAAAUUCUCUCAUUCUUAUUGAAAUGUUUAUUUGUGAAAAAAACAAUGACAUCAUCAUUAUUUUUCUCUCUCUCUCUCUCUCUCUUUCUCCGCCCACACAAUCAUAAUACACACACGUUCAUGAUGUGAUUGCGGGACAGAAAUAGAGGCGAAACCGGUUAAGAACGAGAAAAGUGACCAGGGGGGAAAUCGAAGAAUUCUCAACUGUUUUCUCUCAAUUUCACCCAUCUUUUGCGGCAUUUUGCAAUGAGAAAGGCUCCGCGAAAAACUGUCCGAUUUCGACUUCCCAGGGUUUGUAAUCAUUUGUUUUUCUGAAAUUUCAACAAACGCCUCUAAUCAUUUUGGUUUCAGCAACUGGAAAAUCAAGUGGCCGUACAACAAUUGGCGGCCGCGAAUCCUCAAUUUCAAUUGAACGGAGCCGCCGCGAAUCUUCUGGCCGCGCAGAGCAUUUCACAAAUUCCCAUCUCUUUUCAAGCCGGAAGCGGAGCUACUGUGGUCGUCAAUGGAGUCACCGAAUCGCUUAGUUCGUUUUUACAUCACUUGAUUAUUUGGAGCUGAGAGCUGCGCAGAAUUUCGGCCCAGGCUCGGACUUUUGACCCACUUGCAAUGAUCCGAUCGGGUCCAAACUUUGCGGGCUUCUCGGGAUCGGAUUGAAGCAUAUUGGGUUCAAGUUUCAAGCCGAUUGGAUCAUAUGGUCCCGAGAUAUACUGGUUUGAGGCCGAAGAAGCCGCCCACGUCCUCAACCCAGUAUAUCUCGGGACCGGAUGAUCGGAUCGGUCUGAAACUUGGACCCAAUAUACUUCAAUUCAAUCCCAAGAAGUCUGCAAAGUUUGGGCCCAAUCGGAUCAUUGCAAGUGGAUCAAAAGUUCAGGCCGCAAAAAGCCUGGGCCGAAAUUUGCCCAGCCCUGUUGAAGUUGCAUGAUUUUGUAUUUCUGAAUCAAUUUUCGAGACCUUCUAAAAAGCAAUGCCAUUUUUUGCAGAAAAAAUCACGGAAACGGCGCAUCGGCAGUUCCAGAUUGGCGACUACAAAAAGGCGGAGGACACGUGCAAACAGAUUUUCGCCCAGGAUCCCAACAAUUUGUCCGUGCUCCUUCUCCUCUCCGCGAUCAAUUUUCAGACGAAAUCCUACGAGGAGUACGUUUGUUUCAAUCAAUCGAUUCAGUAUCACCGUGACUUUUUAACGAUUUUGAUGUUUUCUGAAAUCAAAUCAGGCAUCUCAAUGUCUUUACGUUUUGCAGUUCGAUGACCUACUCGGUGCUGGCGAUAAAAGUGAAUCCGCAGUGCGCCGAAGCCUACAGUAACCUCGGAAAUUACUAUAAAGAGAAGGGACAGUUGGCGGAGGCGCUCGACAAUUACAGAAUCGCGGUCAAGUUGAAGCCCGAAUUCAUCGACGGCUACAUCAAUCUGGCGGCGGCUCUCGUCUCGGGCGGAGACCUCGAUCAGGCGGUGCUCUCCUACCAGAGUGCACUGAACAUAUCGCCCGACUUGUAUUGUGUUCGAUCGGACCUCGGAAACUUGUUCAAAGCGAUGGGAAGGCUCGAGGAGGCCAAGGUGAUUGCGUUUGACUGUGAGCCGGGCCGUGUGAGCAUGCGCCUCUAGUGACACUGAAACUGAAAGAGUCGAGAUCCAUCCAGCGAGAGAAAAUCCAAGAAAACCUAUGAAUAUUGUAGACGUGCUACCUGCGUGCGAUCGAAACUCAGCCGCAGUUCGCGGUCGCGUGGUCCAACCUCGGCUGCGUGUUCAACAGUCAGGGCGAGAUAUGGCUCGCCAUACAUCAUUUCGAGAAGGCCGUCACUUUGGAUCCGAACUUCCUCGACGCCUACAUCAAUCUGGGAAACGUGCUCAAAGAGGCCAGGAUUUUCGAUCGGUUUGUCGGAAAAUUAACAUUUACUUCAACUUUUUCAGUCUCUCGGGAACUCUUUUACACUUUCUAUCGGCUCCCCGACGUUUCGCAACCGCGUCAACUUUGGCAGUGCAAUUUAUCGCCAAGUAGUUCACGUUUGUUGCAAAGUGUCGCGAUUUCGAAACGUCUCGGGGCAAGCGUGUUCUCUUCAAGUCAUGCGAGUAGAGUCGCCCCAAAGAAAUUGUCGAAUAUUCAGAGCCGUGUCGGCGUACCUUCGCGCCCUGAAUUUGGCGGGAAACCACGCGGUGGUGCACGGCAACCUGGCGUGCGUCUACUACGAACAGGGCCUCAUCGAUUUGGCGAUCGACACGUACAAAAAGGCGAUCGAGCUGCAACCGCACUUUCCGGACGCCUACUGUAAUCUGGCGAACGCGCUGAAAGAGAAGGGCAGUGUCGCCGAGGCGGAGCAAAUGUAUUUGAAGGCGUUGGAGGUGAGAGUGUGGCAAAAACUGGGGAAUAAGUUGUGAACUCUUUUGUUUUCCCGUCAUUUUUUCUGUAUUUUUCACAUACUCACUCACCUACACACACACACACACACAGAUUUCCGUUGUCUUAAGCCAAAGCAGAGGUCUCGCGAGCGUUUCUCGUGGAAAAAAAUGGCAUGAUUUUUCAAUCUUACAGGAAAUUCUCUAUUGUUCGGGGUCAGCGGUGCCAAACGGGGCGCCCCAAAAAUACCCCCAUCAACAGAGGUUCCGUGGAACUUUUUGCUAUUUUUGAUAUAAAAAAUAAACUAUUGGUACUAACAUAGACUUUGCUUUCUUUCGCUCCUCAAUCACUUGUGGACGCUUGGGUUUUGCAGUUGUGUCCCACGCACGCAGACUCGCAAAACAAUCUGGCGAACAUCAAACGGGAACAGGGACGUGUCGAGGAGGCGACGCGUCUCUACCUGAAGGCGCUCGAAAUCUAUCCGGAAUUCGCGGCGGCGCACUCGAAUCUCGCGUCGAUACUGCAGCAGCAGGGCAAACUCUCCGACGCGAUCCUCCACUACAAGGAGGCGAUUCGGAUUGCGCCCACGUUCGCCGACGCCUACUCGAACAUGGGCAACACGCUGAAGGAGAUGGGCGACAGCACGUCGGCGAUCGCCUGCUACAAUCGGGCCAUUCAGAUCAACCCGGCGUUUGCGGACGCUCACAGCAACCUCGCCAGCAUACACAAGGUUUGUAGGGGGGAAGUGGUGGGGCCACUGAAAAUUGAAAUAUUUUCGGUGCAAGUUUCGGCCCGAUCUGCUAUAGAUGUGAACUUUAAAUACGUGGUGAAGCCGGCCUGAAACUUGGACCCAAAAUGCUUCGAUUCGAGUCCGAUCGGAGUAUUUCUGUAGCGAUUCGAUGAUGAUGUCAAUUAUUUGCAGGACGCCGGAAACAUGGCCGAAGCGAUUCAGAGCUAUUCGACCGCUUUGAAACUGAAACCCGACUUUCCGGACGCGUUCUGCAACCUCGCCCACUGCCUUCAAAUUAUCUGCGAUUGGACCGACUACGACAAGAGGUUAGUCGGUUUUUGAGGAUACGCUUUUUGAGAAUUUGCAAGGUCUAGUCGGGAGACAAUCAUUGAAGCUCAAUCUCUCUUUAUAUUCUAGUUAUUUGUUUUAGAAUGCGAAAACUGGUGAUGAUUGUGGAAGAGCAGCUGGGAAAGAAGCGUCUUCCAUCAGUCCAUCCCCAUCAUUCGAUGCUCUACCCGCUGACGCACUCCACAAGAAUCGCCAUCGCUGCGAAACACGCGCAGUUGUGUUUCGACAAGGUGCAAGUGCAAAUGCUCGGCAAGACGCCGCUGAUCCACGCGGAUCGGUUCAGUGUGCGGAACGGUCAACGCCUCCGCAUCGGCUACGUCUCGUCGGACUUUGGAAAUCAUCCGACGUCGCAUCUGAUGCAGUCCAUCCCGGGAAUGCACGAUCGGACGAGAGUCGAAGUGUUCUGCUACGCGCUCUCGGUCAACGAUGGCACCAACUUCCGCUCGAAACUGAUGGCCGAGUCCGAGCAUUUCGUCGAUUUGUCGCAGGUGCCGUGCAACGGAAAGGCGGCGGAGAAGAUUGCGCAGGACGGAAUCCACAUUCUGAUCAACAUGAACGGCUACACGAAGGGCGCGCGCAACGAGAUAUUCGCCCUGCGGCCCGCUCCGAUUCAAGUCAUGUGGCUGGGGUAUCCGUCCACUUCGGGAGCCACUUUCAUGGACUAUAUCAUCACGGAUGCGGUCACUUCGCCCCUCCGAUUGGCCAACGCGUACACUGAAAAGCUGGCCUACAUGCCGCACACGUUCUUCAUCGGCGACCACGCGCAAAUGCUGCGGCACCUGACGGAGAAGGUGGUGGUGAAGGACAAGGAGGCGACCGAACGGGACUCGUGCCUCAUCAUGAACACGGCCAACAUGGACCCGAUUCUCGCAAAGUCGGAGAUCAAAGAACACGUGCUGGACACGCAAGUGGUCAAGGGACCCACGAAGGAGCUCGUCCGUGCCGAAGUCGUGUUUCCCGUGCUGGAGGUGCCGACGGAGCCGAUCAAGCAGAUGAUCAUGACGGGACAGAUGACGAUGAACGUGAUGGAGGAUAUGAAUGUGCAGAACGGACUCGGGCAGGUAAGAUUGAACCGAAAUCACCGUUUCUCUGUCCAAGAAAAUGUUUGGACCAAUUUUAUAAUAUGGCUUUUCAAAAAAUCUAGAAACUUAUUGAUCAACCUAAAAUAUGUGCAACGUUUUGCAGUCACAAAUGCACCACAAAGCGGCGACGGGCGAGGAGAUUCCGAACUCGGUGCUGCUGACGUCGCGGGCCCAAUACCAGCUGCCGGACGAUGCGAUCGUGUUCUGCAACUUCAACCAACUCUACAAAAUCGAUCCGUCCACGCUCGAUAUGUGGAUCAAAAUCAUCGACAGCGUGCCGAAAUCGGUGCUUUGGCUGCUGCGGUUCCCCUAUCAGGGAGAGGAGCACAUUCGCAAGUACUGUAUCGAUCGGGGCGUCGACCCGAAACGCAUCGUUUUCAGUAAUGUCGCCGCUAAGGUUUGUUUCUCGCCGAUUCGUUUUGGAGUGACGUUGUGAAGAAGCCGCUUUCGAGCGUUAGCUUCGCUCGAAGUCUUGUUCUUAUUAGCAAAAGUAAAAAGAGCAAAUAAAGUGUAUACAGUAUUCGUUGCAGGAAGAGCACGUUCGUCGCGGACAACUGGCGGACGUGUGUCUGGACACGCCGCUCUGCAACGGACACACCACCGGAAUGGACAUUUUGUGGACCGGAACGCCCAUGGUCACCAUGCCGUGUAAGCAUUUUUUCUUUAUAAGCGAACUAGCCGAAAAUCUUAGAGUGCUUCAAUUAGGGCCAUAUUUUGAAAGUGCAAGAGCCUGAGUCGACGAGACAGGUAUCCAAACAGUUGGAAACGCGGGCGAAGGGAACGGGGGGAAGAUGCUGCACUGGGUACCAUAAGCCAGAGAAAACAAAUGGCCCCAGAGCCUAUGCAACAUCAUCUUUAGUACCAUGAGACGGGACCACCCGCGUCCCAAGCCGUUUGGAUACCUGGUCAAUAGAGAUCCAUCUAAUUUUAGGAUGCAUACAGUCAUUAUCGAUUCUCUUCCAGAGUUUUAAAAUGUUUGUUGCAGUGGAAACGCUGGCUUCGCGCGUGGCCGCCUCGCAAUUGUACGCGCUCGGAGUGCCGGAAUUGGUGGCACGCAGCAAAGCGGAAUACGUUCAGAUCGCCGUUCGUCUGGGCACCGACGCCGAAUUGUAAGUGAACGGCCGACAUUUGUGGGGAAAAUUGAGCGUUUUUGAAUAAAUCCGAAGAGAAUGUCUAGGGCAAUUUUCAACUUUCAGCUUGCAAAACAUGCGCGCCAAAGUGUGGAUGGCGCGGACGACGUCGACACUGUUCGACGUGAAACAAUAUUGUCGCGAUAUGGAAGAGUUGUUGGACCAAAUGUGGAAGAGAUACGAGAACGGAAUGCCGGUCGACCACAUUACGAACAAUACCGAAACGCCGAAAGGACUUUGA